AUGCCUCUCGUCACCCUCCCCAACGAAAUUCUCUGUCUUCUGCCUCUCUACAUCGACAACAUUGAAUCCUUUACCAAUGCAGCAUCCUCCUGUCGACGACUACGCGACACGUUCUAUACCGCACACCCGAACACCAUCUUGCGCCUGGCCGUUGCAUCAGCGCCCACCUUCUUUUCCCCGCACCCGCACUUCCUGAUCGCAGCGACUGUCCGACAAGCUAGCAACUGGGCACUCGGCGAUGCGUCGCGCACGAAAGAGCUGCGUCGCGCACUCCAAGGCGGCAUUAACAGCCUCCUCGAUUUUAGUAUUCAAUACUCCGGUCUGAGCCUCCCCCAGAUCCGAUCUAUGCAUCAAUCUCGCUUCUCCAUUCUCAAUCCCCUCUCGGACUUGAUCGAUAAAAUGGCUGGUUCCCAGUGGUACGCGACACCGGAGUUCUGGAAUGGUGGUGUCAGCGAACCAUAUACCCUUGAUACGGAGGCGAGUCGGGCUACUUUCCAGAUCGUUAUCUACGGAGAGUUGUUCGGGCCUAGUAUGCUUGCGUUCUUGGAGCCGGAGAGGGCAGAUCUUCCCUUUUUUGAUGUCCAUACUCGACUGGAUUAUUUCACCUAUUGUGUCCCCGACUGGGUGUGUAAGAGUUAUCCCGGUUUCGAGGUCCUACCCACCGGACCGUACGCGCUGGACGUGGAGCCACCGCGUGAGGGGGACCAGGUGGCGCUGCAUUAUAUUCUGCGUUGUGGACGGUGGAGACGGUUAUGGACAGCUUCGAUUCUGGAAAUCAUGACGUUCCUGGGCGAGGAACAGACGAAUAAAGACUCGAAUAUGGAGAAUGAAGAGUCCUGGCGGGAGAAGAUGCUUCGGGAUGCACUGCUGUGUCAGGGCCUGGAAGGGAUGCAGCUGGUGACUGUGCCGGAGGAGAAGGUGGACAAGGAUGUUAUGCAGAGGUUCAGAUGGAUCAAGAAACAUAUUGAUAAACUGGAGCGUCCUCCAUCUGUCGAGCGCUUAGGGAAGGGUGGCUCGACGCUGGUGUCGCAUGCGCCUGACCCUUCAAAUGAGAACUGCAAGGAACGACAAGGCUGGUGUGGCAUAGCGUUGGGUGGUUCGAUGACAGAUAGUCUCCUAUUCGUGGCAUAUGCGGAUGGCGAUGUAGUCCGGACUUCACUGCGUUUUACUCACAAAUACGCUGCUCCUGGCGUGUAUACUGGUAAUGCUACUGUGGCAGAAAUCGCGCACGAGGUGACAGAGACCGGUAUCUCCUUCAUCUUCCACUGUCAGGACUGUCUACAUUGGUCGCAGGACGGCGGGAGUGGUCGUGCGUCCACAGGCAGCAGUAUGUUGGAUCUUGGGUACGCACAGUCCGUCCAGGAUCCGGGAAACCCAUCCUGUGCGCGGGAAGCGCCCUUAAUGCUUCAUGAUGCGCAGGGUACAUGGACAGCGAUGCUGGAUGAGUCUGCCACGAGCGAUUCCUACGAUCAGUGGCGGGCUCUGGCCAACCCGACUGUCCCGGACAAUUGUUAG
This is a messenger RNA of Aspergillus tanneri, 1515 nucleotides long. RefSeq lists its product as uncharacterized. Lineage: Eukaryota; Fungi; Ascomycota; Eurotiomycetes; Eurotiales; Aspergillaceae. The coding region runs from base 1 to 1515 and encodes 504 amino acids. The transcript has 2 exons. The record is from RefSeq and is a predicted model, not a curated record.